This is a messenger RNA of Pongo pygmaeus (Bornean orangutan), 4063 nucleotides long. RefSeq names its product meiotic double-stranded break formation protein 1 (gene MEI1). The transcript has 31 exons. The record is from RefSeq and is a predicted model, not a curated record. Gene Ontology annotation, biological process: meiosis I. Lineage: Eukaryota; Metazoa; Chordata; Mammalia; Primates; Hominidae. Bases 37 to 3861 code for a protein of 1274 amino acids.
GAAAGAGUGCCGCCUCAGCUGAGAGCAAGGGAGGAGAUGGCUAUGAGGCAGGCGGCGACGGCGGGCACUCCCGGACCCAGGAGAGAGGAAGAGGCGGCGCUUCUAUUCGAGAGGGCCCAUUACCGGCACGACCCACGCUGGCUGCUGCCCGUGACCCCCCGCCUGUGCCUGGCCUGCGCGCUGGAGCUGCUGCCGGACCCCGGCGUGUCGUUAGUGCGCAAGAAGCACAUGUUGUCCUGCUUCCAAGAUGCCCUUGUGAGGCAUACCUCCCUGGUCACGCAACUGGUGUCUCAGGAUCAGAGAGUCUGCAUCCACUUCAUAAGCGUGCUUUUUGGACUAUUACGCAGCAUGGAAGAUGGGAGUGUAACAGACCUCUGUAUUGAAGUCCUUAUUCAGCUCACAACGCAACUGAAGCUGGAGCAGACCAUCCAUUGCCUGCUGGAUGAGUGCCACAAAGAGCUGUGUAACAUGCCCUCCAUGCGAGGCAGCCUGGCCACCCUGACCCUUCUUGGCAAGUUGGUGGAUGCCAUCCCUGCUCUGGCAGACGAGCUUGUAAUGGAGCACGGCAACCUGAUGGAGCAUCUGUUGAGAGGCUUAGUAUACCCCAGUGAGGGCAUACAAGCUUCUGUCUGUUACCUUUAUGGGAAGCUAUACUCCUCACCAGUGGCAGCUGAGAUGCUUUCAGGACACUUCCGGGAGAAGCUUUUUCCCCUCUUCCUUUCCAUCCUGGAUGGUGCCCAGACAAAGGAGCUGCAGAUUAACUGCUUGGGUUUGCUGAGGCAGCUGUUGAAGUAUGAUCUCUUUGUGUCCAUGAUCAUGAACCAGGAUGGACUGGGAGAAAGUGCUAAGAAUAUCGAAGGGUCAUCAGGAAAUACCUCACUGCCUUUGGUGCUCAAAAAGCUUCUCCUCUCUAGAGAUGAAACCCUGCAGGUGGCCAGUGCUCACUGUAUAACUGCGGUGCUUGUCCACUCCCCAGUGAAGCAUGCCCCAGCCUUCAUCCACGCUGACAUCCCAGAGUUCCUCUUUGAGCAUCUUUCUUCUUCCAGUGAAGUGCUCGUGUGGUCCAGCUGUAACUGCUUGACACUCCUGGCAGAAGAGCCACUCUUUUUUUCCAAGUGCCACACGGUGUAUGGGAUCGAGGCAGUGGUGAGGAGCCUGCAGGGAAGCCUGAAGAUGAACAACAUAGAGCUGCACAAGCAGGGCCUGCUGCUUUUCGCUGAAAUCCUGACCCGGCAGCCAGAGGAGAUCAAGCUGUUCACAAGCUCAGCCAUGUGCAGAGAUGCUGGCCGUGCCCUCCAAGAAGCAGUUAGCAGCCCUGUGCUGGAGGUGGCUGCUGAGGCCUUGAAGGCCACUUCUGCUUUUCUGAGGAAGGACCAUCAGAGCACUCCACCUGUGCAGUAUGGGGAACUGCGGGCUUUGCUAGAAGCCAUGCUAAACCGGUGUGCGGAGUUUUCCCAGACCUUGCUGAACAGGAGGCCCCUGGGCCAUGCCUCCAGUAGAGAUUCAGAGAAGGCCAUUCUUCAAAGGGGAAGGUUCCUCCUGAGCACUCUGGAGGGAUUUAGAAGUGCCUGCAGGUUGGCUAUAGAAUUCCAGAGUGAGCCUUCAGCCCAGGAGAAUCCAUUCACAGCUCCCAGCGCCAAGAAGGAAGACACCUUGGAGGCCUUCUCAGAAUUUCUUCUCAGUGCCUGUGACUCGCUGUGUAUCCCCAUGGUGAUGAGACACUUGGAGCAGACCACCCACCCAGCUUUGAUGGAAGUUUUCCUCUCAAUUCUACACAGCCUCUUUGUCAUCGUUCCCCACAUGAAGGAGAAGUUUUCCAAGAAGCUUGCUUCCUCAUCCUUCAUACGACUGACCCUGGAGCUGAAGGCCAGGUUUUGCAGUGGUCUGAGUCACUCAGCCCUAAACCAGGUGUGUUCCAAUUUCCUCUACUAUAUGUGCCUCAACCUCCUCUCAGCUCCAGAGAAGACAGGACCACCUUCCGAAGAAGAACUCUCUGCAGUUUCUGAGCUCCUGCAGCAUGGGCUGCCCCAGAUAAGCAGCAGGAGCCCUGAAAGCCUUGCCUUCCUGUCUGAUCACCAGUACAUGGAGGGAGCUGCUCGCCAGAGACAGUACUGCAUCCUGCUCCUCUUCUACUUGUCCUACAUCCAUGAGGACAGGUUUGUCUCAGAGGCAGAGUUAUUUGAGGCUGUGCAAAGCUUCCUCCUGUCUCUGCAGUACCAGGGCGAGCGCCCCCCACUGGUGGUCUUCAAAGCCUCCAUCUAUCUGCUUGCAAUCUGCCAGGACAAAGACAAUACACUACGUGAGACUAUGGUCAGUGCAAUCAGAAAAUUCCUAGAAGGCAUCCCAGACCUGCAGCUAGUCUAUACCCACCAUCCGCUCCUGCUCAGGUUCUUUCUGUUGUAUCCAGAGCUCAUGAGUAGGUAUGGGCACCGUGUCCUGGAACUUUGGUUCUUCUGGGAAGAGAGCAGCUAUGAGGAACUGGAUGAUGUCACCUCUGCUGGGCAGCCCACCCUUCCUGCCAGCUUAGCAGUCCUGUUCCAGUUGCUCAGAAGCAUCCCCAGCGUCCUGCUCAUCUUGCUGGACCUCAUCUAUUCCAGCCCAGUAGACACAGCUCACAAGGUACUGAUUAGCCUGAGGACCUUCCUGAGGAGGAAUGAGGAUAUCCAAGUGGGCGGUCUUAUCCGAGGCCACUUCCUGCUGAUCCUGCAGCGUCUGCUAGUGGAGCAUGGGACAUCCCCAUCAGGAGCCUCGGGGAACCUACCAUUGCUGCUGAGCCUCCUCUCCCUGAUGCAGCUCAGGAAUGUGUCAGAGCAAGAACUGGACAGCGUGGCCAUGAAGCUCCUUCACCAAGUAAGCAAGCUGUGUGGGACGUGCAGCCCCACUGACGUGGACAUCCUGCAGCCCUCCUUCAACUUCCUGUAUUGGAGCCUUCAUCAGACCACACCCAGCAGUCAGAAAAGAGCUGCUGCAGUGCUCCUGAGCAGCACAGGCCUGAUGGAGCUUCUGGAGAAGAUGCUGGCCCUCACCUUGGCAAAGGCAGAUUCUCCCAGGACUGCACUCCUCUGCUCUGCCUGGCUGCUCACUGCCUCCUUCUCUGCCCAGCAGCACAAUGGCAGUUUGCAGGUUCACCAGACACUCUCUGUGGAAAUGGACCAAGUAUUGAAGGCUCUCAGCUUUCCAAAGAAAAAGGCUGCACUACUCUCAGCUGCCAUCGUAUGCUUCCUGCGGACAGCCCUGCGACAAAGCUUUUCCUCUGCCCUGGUAGCCCUGGUGCCCUCAGGGGCCCAGCCACUGCCAGCCACCGAGGAUACUGUCCUAGCUCCACUGCGAACAUCACAAGUCCGGUCCCUGGUCAUUGGGCUGCAGAACCUCUUGGUGCAGAAGGACCCUCUAUUGUCCCAGGCCUGUGUUGGCUGCCUGGAGGCCUUGCUUGACUACCUGGAUGCCCGGAGCCCAGACAUCGCUCUCCACGUGGCCUCCCAGCCUUGGAAUCGGUUUUUGCUGUUUACCCUCUUGGAUGCUGGAGAUAAUUCCUUCCUCAGACCUGAGAUUUUGAGGCUCAUGACCCUGUUUAUGCGGUACCGGAGUAGCAGUGUCCUCUCUCAUGAAGAGGUGGGUGAUGUUCUGCAAGGUGUGGCUUUGGCUGACCUGUCUACCCUCUCGAACACCACACUCCAGGCCCUGCAUGGCUUCUUCCAGCAGCUCCAGAGCAUGGGACACCUGGCUGACCACAGCAUGGCCCAGACCCUGCAGGCCUCCUUGGAGGGCCUUCCCCCUAGCACCUCCUCAGGCCAGCCACCCCUGCAGGACAUGCUCUGCCUGGGAGGGGUGGCUGUAUCCCUGUCCCACAUCAGAAACUGAUCCUCAGGACUUGAAGGCCCGGAAGUGGAGAGAGAAUGAGACCUGGAGACAAAGGGCAUAAUUGUUGGGGAAAUGGAUGACAGCUGAAGCUAUUCAUAUGGAGCCAUAUACUCCAUUGUUGAAAUAGAAUAAGGAAAUAAAAUGAUACACUCACACGCCUGCGUGGGCUCUCCAAAAACACUGUACUACCUUGUCUACCGGA